CUUUUAUUUUGAAGGGUGGAGAGAAACUUCAUGUUUAUUUUUUCUUCACGAUUUCUGUUUUCAUUUUUACAUUUAGUAAAGCCUGUCACACUGAUACAAUGAAAACUGUAUUUGUAACUGUCGGGACAACAAGUUUUGAUGAUCUGAUUGGCACUUUGACUUCAGAUGAAUCUGUGAAGGCAUUGAUUCACCGUGGAUACACAGACAUGGUGCUUCAGGUUGGCAGAGGUUCAGUCGUGCCUGAUCCAGACAGCUGUCCAGGACUGACGCUGCAAGUGUUUCGCUUCAAAGACUCAAUCGCCGAGGACAUGAGACACUCAGAUCUGGUCAUCAGUCAUGCUGGAGCAGGAAGCUGUUUGGAAGCACUCGAAGCAAAUAAACCUCUCCUCGUGGUGGUCAAUGAUAAAUUAAUGGACAAUCAUCAGCUGGAGCUCGCAAAGCAGCUGCAGGCAGAUUCUCAUCUUAUCUACUGCACUUGCAGUACCCUGCCUCAGACUUUGAGGGAUAUGGAUCUGUCUGCUUUGUCAACUUAUGUGCCUGGUCAACCUCAGAUCUUCGCCAACUUUUUAGAUAAAGCCGUCGGACUUGUUUAAACGCUGUCUCUUGGACCGUGACGAUUACUGAUGGCAAUUUGGGCCGAGGAUGAACCUGUUUUAAUGGGAAUACCUGCACUGAACACUCAGGAAUCUUAUGGUUGAGAUGAACUGGUUCUUACCAAACUAAUAACUGACCUUUGAUGAUAUAUGACUGACACUUGAGGUUGCAGCCUUUAGCCUCCUUGUUAGAGCAUCCGCCUCCCACACCGGAGACCCAGGUUCCAGGCCCGCACAGAGCGGGGUAAGUAGGACCUGGGUGAGGGGUUACAUUGGUGCCGUGACCGGGAUGGGAGUGAGGUUCAGGGGGGCGAGUGUAACGGAGGCCAGCUAAUAGUUGCUGUGCAAGUAAAAACUUCACUCCUCUGACCUCAAGAGAUGCUCUAGCGACUGACACUAGAGGUUGCAUCCUUUAGCCUCCUUGUUAGAGCGUCCGACUCCCAUGCCGGAAACCCAGGUUCGAGGCCCACACAGAGCGGAGUGAGUAGGACCUGGGUGUGGGGUUAUAUAUGCGCUGAAGGGUUGUAUAAUAAUGAUAUAGACAUCAUAGUGGUGAGAGUAUUAUGCAGCUGUAUUAAGCAGUGCUUUCUUGUUUUGGCCAAUUAUAUGAAAAGUCAAUUGUUGAUUAAAAAAAAACAGUUAUUAUAAAAUUUCAGAUCACAGUAAUUACUAAUAAAAUAUUUUAAAUAUUUAA
Megalobrama amblycephala (Wuchang bream) is the source of this 1287-nucleotide messenger RNA. RefSeq lists its product as uncharacterized. Gene Ontology annotation, biological process: dolichol-linked oligosaccharide biosynthetic process. The record is from RefSeq and is a predicted model, not a curated record. Gene Ontology annotation, molecular function: hexosyltransferase activity. Lineage: Eukaryota; Metazoa; Chordata; Actinopteri; Cypriniformes; Xenocyprididae. The transcript is spliced from 4 exons. Bases 99 to 593 code for a protein of 164 amino acids.